Molecule: messenger RNA, 3463 nt
Organism: Hylaeus volcanicus
Lineage: Eukaryota; Metazoa; Arthropoda; Insecta; Hymenoptera; Colletidae
Gene: Rchy1
Product: RING finger and CHY zinc finger domain-containing protein 1
Exons: 6
Coding region: 200-1183 (327 amino acids)
Biological process (GO): ubiquitin-dependent protein catabolic process; protein ubiquitination
Cellular component (GO): nucleus
Molecular function (GO): zinc ion binding; ubiquitin protein ligase activity
Source: RefSeq, a predicted model, not a curated record
CACCGAUGCUCGAGACGUUUCCCGUCGCUUCCACUUGAUGGAUCCUAUACCCGCUUAACAGUGAAAUCCCCCGAACGUUCAAAGAUGGACAAAAAUCUCGAAUCCUCGUCUAACUAACAACUUUCCAAGAACAAUUAAAAGACCGGGGCGGUGUUAAUCGAGCACGCUGCGAGAAAAUCUGGAAAGGACGCGCGAAUCGAUGGGAAAGAGGAGUCGGUGGCGUCGGAGGAGAAAGAAUUUAAAGGAUUUCAAAGAGGAAUUUAAGGUUCAAGACGAAAUGGAGAACAACGACAAACCACGAACCGUUGCCGAACGUGCGUCCAUGUCCAAGGAGGAACCGUCCUCUCCCGGCACAGCCGACAACAAUUACGGCUGCGAGCACUACAAGCGAAAGUCCAAGUUCGUGACACCCUGCUGCAACAAGGUGUACACGUGUCGUUACUGCCACGACGAACGGGAGACUCACACGGUGAACAGGAAAGAAGUCACGGAACUGAUAUGCGUUCUGUGCGACACCCGUCAGCCAGUGCAAGCCACUUGCCAGAACUGUCAUUGCCGAUUCGGCAAAUACACUUGUCUCGAAUGCAACCUCUUCGACGACGAGGACAAGAAUCAAUAUCAUUGCGACGGCUGCGGGAUAUGCAGGGUCGGCGGUCGCGACCGAUUCUUCCACUGUGCCAAGUGCAACAUGUGUUUGCCGGUUCAGUUACAAAAUAGACACACGUGCGUGGAAAAUGUUUCGCACGCAAAUUGCCCCGUCUGUCUGGAGGAUAUUCACACGAGUCGUAUACCCUGUCACAUUCCGAAAUGCGGUCAUUUGCUGCACCGCACCUGUUUCGAGGAUUUGUUACGUUCGGGACAUUAUGCUUGUCCCAUUUGCCAAACGUCACUGCUAGAUAUGACCGACUUAUGGAGAUAUUUAGACAUGGAAGUAUCGUUGACACCGAUGCCAGAAGAAUACAAGGAUUACAAGGUCCAUAUUCUGUGCAAAGACUGUCACGAGGAGUCGACGGUAACAUUCCAUGUCGUAGGAUUGAAAUGUUUAAAUUGCGGGAGUUACAAUACUUGCACAAUUAAAGGCUCUCCAUCUCCGGCAGAUCCAGACACGUUGGAUGAGACAGCUGGUGGCAGCACGGACACGGGGGACGAAGAGAAAUCGCAACGCCAGAGCUCUGAGUGUUAAAGUGAAGAGGAUGCGUAAUCGUUUCCGAGAAAUCGUCACCCUUUGGGAGGUGGAGGAUGUUUCUAAAAGAGACAGUAGGGCAAGACAUUUACCUCUUUACUUGUUUUUAGCGAAUUUACACGUUUCUGUUGAUUGUUUUCAAGUUUUUAUAGAAGCUAUUUUGUUAGGAGACGAAAAAUGUGAAAUGUUAAAGAGAUCAUUGAAUAUUUACAUUACGGACGUCAAACGUAAAGAAAACGACUAAUCAUGUAAAAUUAUCGCAAUGCGAGACUCGAAUCCUUAAGAAUGUUCAGAAAUUUCUUGUUCGCCAAGAAUUUCGCUUGAUAACAGUAUUUCGAAGUGAUAUCAAUAGGUUCAAGACGUUUCGUGACAGUGUCACUCACGCGUUUCCCAAAAUUCUUCUCGCGCUGUUUUCUUUUUUUUUUUCCUUUUUAUAUACACAAAUAAUAUAUAUACACAUAUACAUUUGUACAAACGUAGAUUUACACUUUACGAUGCGUGAUUUUUCUUUUCGAUGCAAUCUUUUCGUAAAUGCUAAAUGAACAACAAACGUGUACCGGUUUAGUACUAGUCAAAAAUCGAUCCCUUUUAGCUAUUGUUAUAAUCGACAGCUAAGAGUUCCUCUAUGAUAACUACCACCACGCAUAUAGAUCCCUGAGAUUUUAUAUUACGCAGCUACUACACCGUAGAAAUAGAAAACAAUGAGAUUAUUAUUAAUAAGACGCAUUCUAUUCGUUAAUGGAAUCUUAUUAUCAUGAGCGCAAUUUUCGAAAAGAUCGCCAUCUAGUCAAGGAUCAUUCUCGGGUCUGCUUGAUGUGUGACAUUUUUGCAUAUAUAUAUAUAUAUAUAAAAAUGCGCGGGGGAAUCUCAGAUAGUUUGGGUGACGUGAAAGCCGAUACAUAACUGACGUACCGACAAGAUUUUCAGAAUUUACGAAUACACCGAUUUUUGCCUGCGAGACAGAGGUGUGCGUAAUCAGACUACGCGACAUUCAUCUAUCGAAUUUUAUCGGGCAUUAUCACCUUGUUAUUACGAAAUAACAACAACAAAAAAAGCAUUCGUGAUUGUGCACUUUGUAAUGUUGUGCAUAUGUUUAGACCUCUUUAGUGCACGCAUUUAUAAAUACGCGUCUUCUUCGGACGAGAGGGGAGAGUUGAACAAAAUCCUUAAAAAACGAUGAUACAAACAUCCUGUAUCGCGUUGGUACCUCUUUUUCGAAGAAAAGCGCUGCAGAUUAAUUACACGCAUUUUUAACGCUCAUACCAGCGUUACACGCCGUAAACCAAAAUUUAUAAUCCGUUAGUUAUGUAAGAUGCAGCCAGUUUUGUAUGAUAAAUGUUUGCUAAUGAAGUUUCGUCUUGGAUCGUUGAUUAUUCUAAAGAAAAGGAUAUGCGUUAUAGGUUAACGAACUGAAAAUGUAGAAUUGGAUUAGAAUGCAAGGGAACGUGGAGCACGUUCUUAUUAGAGAAUUAAGAGAGUAGCUACACCCUGUUGUUUCACGUUAAGGUAGUAUAAUCGAAAGAUAAGGUCAGAUCAUAAAGUAUGCAGUCUAAUUGAUAGCUUCCUGACAAAUAUUGUAAAAAUUUCAUCGAGAAUUCUGCAUGACGUCGAAUAUGCUAGAAACGCGUGUAUGAGGGGAACCUUAGCGUAUCACGUUAAAUGCUCAUUGAUUUAUUCGUGAAACGUUAUUAUGAUCUUGUAGCCGUAAUUCGAACCCCGAUACACGAUAAAAUGCGCGUCAUCGGGCGAUAAAUUUCAACAGAAUACACAAUUAGAAAUAGAACAGCAAUGUUUGUAACUCAAGAAAGUUUGAAUCGGUCAAACGCAUUCCGACAUACCUCGAUUACCAUCGUGAAAUUUUAUAUGAUUUCUCCUUGGGCUUUAAAUCUACGAGGAACCAAGCUGGUAAUGACGGCAUUUACCUCUUAUCCAUUCCAUGGCAUUCCAAGAUUACACGAGACAGCAACGUAAUGUUUCAGGUGUAACCUGAAAAUGAAACUAUCGUCAUUAUCUAUUCGUGUAACGUUUUGGAACAUUUUAUUGCGUAUCGUUGACCUAAGAGUUUCGCAACGUUGCGGUAGAACACAGAUCUAAGACGCAAUUACAAUGUUUCUUUUUUAGUGUGAUUAUUCAUCACGUCUUUAUUAUUCAGUUGUAAAUUAAAUACCAGUUACAAAGGCUCUUUGUACAUAACGGCCGCAAUAAUGCUUUUGUUUUAUAUUAUAUAUAAUAUAUACCAUAAUAUAUAUGUAUCAAAUAAACCGGCUAUCAUUUCCUCUU